Messenger RNA from Clonostachys byssicola, 435 nucleotides. The record is from the annotation of a GenBank genome assembly. NCBI's taxonomy places the organism in Eukaryota, Fungi, Ascomycota, Sordariomycetes, Hypocreales, Bionectriaceae.
AUGAAUUCUUCCGUCGUUCGUCUGAGGGCUAGCACACCCCUCCGCAACAUAAGCUUCAGAACUCGUGUUAUUCCCUCUGGCUACCGCUCGAUGGCUACCGCGACCCAAAAGAAGGAGUUCCUUUGUAUCUUGCCCGACAAGCCAGGGGUGUUAGAGCUUCGGAAGAGCGUGAAAGCAGGUCAUUACGAGGGCAUCAAGCCACUCAUUGCAUCUGGUAAAUUGCCAGCUGGUGUAGGAGCCAUCUUUGAAAAGCAUCCUGUGGAGGGAGAACCAGCCCUUUUUAAAGGUAGCGUAGUGGUGUACGCUGCCCAGAACGAGGCUGAAGUUCGUAAAAUCAUCGAGAACGACAUCUACGCUACAAGUGGCGUAUGGGAUCUCGAAAAGUCCCAAAUUAUUCCGUAUGUGGCGGCCGUUCGUCAGCCUCUUCCAAACUAA